Messenger RNA from Acanthopagrus latus (yellowfin seabream), 1811 nucleotides. RefSeq lists its product as uncharacterized. NCBI's taxonomy places the organism in Eukaryota, Metazoa, Chordata, Actinopteri, Spariformes, Sparidae. The coding region runs from base 283 to 1593 and encodes 436 amino acids. The transcript has 12 exons. The record is from RefSeq and is a predicted model, not a curated record.
GCCACAGCAGGCCUGCAUGUGACAGGCGACGCUCAGCAGGAGGAAUGUCAACCCCCACCUCCAGAUAAGUUUUGACAGCUGUGAAUUGAAAGAGGGACGGGGAGGAGGAGGAGGAGGAGGAGAUCCGUCCAGAAGGCGAUCACCCUGCCUAGGACGUCUCCGGAGAAACUUCUGGAGGUCUGAUCGCAGCACUUAAAGACCAGGAGAGGCGUCCGGGGCUGGAGGACAGUAUCUACGGGACUAAAACGUUGAAGGAGAAAUCAGACAAACCAACAGGCCGACAUGACUCUGCUGUGCUACAACAAAGGCUGUGGACUCAAUUUUGAGCCUGACAAGAACAAAGAUGAUUCCUGCCUCUUCCAUCCAGGUGUUCCCAUCUUCCACGAUGCUCUGAAGGGUUGGUCCUGCUGUCGGAAAAGGACGACGGACUUCUCAGAGUUUCUCUCCAUCAAGGGCUGCACCCGCGGGCGCCACAGCAACGUCAAGCCCCUGGAGCCUCUGAGGCCGGAGGUGUCAUCGGACAAAGGCGGGAAUAAACACACCAACAACCAGGAAAUCAUCUACCAGGGACCCAAGUCUGCAGAGAAGCUGCAGCGGGAGAGACCCAGCUCAGAGGAGCCCAGAAUCAAACUGCCUCACAAAGUGUCAGCGUCUCUGGUUCAGGCGCUGGAGAAACUGGACCUCAACAAGAAGGCCGAGCAGGAGAAGAAAGAGAGUCAGAUAGUCAUGCCGGGGACUCGCUGCAAGAACUCAGGAUGUAAAACGGCUUAUCAGGGCCCAGAGACGGACAUGGAGGUCUGCACCCAUCACCCCGGAGGCCCCGUCUUCCACGAGGGGUAUAAAUACUGGAGCUGCUGCUGCAUAAAGACGACAGAUUUCAACGCCUUCCUCGACCAGAAGGGCUGCACCACGGGGAAACACCGCUGGAUCCCGAAGCAGGACAAGAAGAAGGUGGCGUGUCGACAUGACUGGCACCAGACGGAAAAUAAUGUCGUCGUAACAAUUUACGCCAAGAACGCAAACCCAGACAUGUCCUGCAUAGAGGCCAACCAGACGGUGCUCUCGUGUCAAAUCCAGUUUGAAGACAAUAAGAUUUUCAAGAGAGAGUUCCACUUCUGGGGCGUGGUGAAUGUCAAACAGAGCUCGGUCAACAUGGUGCCGUCCAAAGUGGAGGUCACCCUCCGCAAGGCCGACCAGGUGGCCUGGGGCAAACUGGAAGACCCCAACUACAAACCUGAGCCCGAGCCAGAGGAGGAGGCCAAAACCACAGAGGCGGUCCAGCAGGACUGGGACAUCGAGGACGACGACAUCAGCGACUCGGACGACGACUGGGCCUACGACACGCCGGAGAACAGACGGCUGAGGAAGGCCCGCGAGGAGAAGGUCCUGACCGAGGAGGAGCUGAAGAAGAACGAGGAGGCGAUGAAGAAGAACGAGGAGGAGAUCAAGAACUUGCAGAUGAAAGCGGUGGAGAUGGAGAUAAAAAAGGCGGCGGAGGAGAGAGAGAAGGCGGAGGAGGAGAAGAGGAGAGUGGCGGAGCAGAGGAAGAGGGAGGAGGCGGGAGAGUACGAAGACAUGCCAGAACUCGAGUAGCUCGGGUCCGGAUUACAUUCUGGAGGUUCUCGAAAUGAAGCAAAUGUUUGAAAGUUUGUUUUGUUGCUGCAAAUUCACAUUAAACCACUUUUUUUUUCUGGAUAAAUUACAACACACAACACACCAGAUCCUUUGUUUUUGUUUUUUUUUUAUUUAUGUGUGAUCCAACUGGAUGAAACCUGAGCACAACAAAUAAAGACUUCUGUUUCUAUGUCCAA